This is a messenger RNA of Cataglyphis hispanica, 2370 nucleotides long. RefSeq names its product transmembrane 7 superfamily member 3-like. Bases 157 to 1815 code for a protein of 552 amino acids. The record is from RefSeq and is a predicted model, not a curated record. The transcript is spliced from 8 exons. NCBI's taxonomy places the organism in Eukaryota, Metazoa, Arthropoda, Insecta, Hymenoptera, Formicidae.
CGAGAACGAGCGUGAAGAGCCGAGAAGAGCCGAACAGAACCGAGUCUCGCGUAACAGCUGUUGCUCCGUACUGACUUUCGUCACGACGAAAACGCCGGUUCAGAAUCUAAAUAACGAUUUGAGCGAAUAAAUACGUGAUACACAGUGUAUGUCGAAAUGAAACAAGUUGUUUUUACCUUUCUAUUGGCUCUGACAUUAUUUCUCGAUGAGGCGACAACGAUAUUAGAUAAUACGACAACGUAUAGCGAUUCCGUAUCCGAUAAUGUAGGAAUAAUAAUAUCUUUAUGGAAUCAUAAUAAGAAUAACGCCUUCAAACAACGAAUAAAUUUAAUCCCAUUUAGUCAUUUAAACAUAACUGUGACAGAUAUUCCACCGGAUAUUUGGUUUAUUAUAUUACAAAUUCAUACAUUUCAAUAUAAUGCCACGAUAGCUUAUGACAAAGACCUGCUUGAUAAAGUGUCGAGCAGAAGUCUAUUUGGAUCAAACAUUGGUUUGUAUUUAAAAACAUAUAAUGUAACAACCCCAAUACAGGUAUUUUUGAAGCACUAUAAUUUACACAACCUCGAUGCAUUACUCACGAUUGUCGCAUACGAUCGGAAUGCACCGAUACCAGGUGGAUGUAACAUGGAAUUCGAUAUUGAGAUUGCACCGUAUCAAAAGCUGCAUACAGAAAAUGAAAUGAUAAUAGUCGAUACACAGCCAGCUUCGAUACUCGCUGGUAACGGCUUGCCGACUCUAUGCGAAACAAAUCCGGUGCAACACAAAAUGUACCGUCUUUAUCUGCCUAGGCAAGAUUUUACUCCAGACACAUACUUCGAAGCGAUCGCGAGUAUGCUGACCACGCAAGAUAUUGUACAGAAUGGUGAUGAGAUACCGCCUACUCUCACGAGUCCUAUGAGACGUAUUUACAGUGCAUAUACUGGUACAGGAUCUGUUUAUGCCGCAAUUGCCAUAAAUGGCAAUUAUUCUUCGGCCUAUAUCCCGAUUUUUACAUAUGCUUGCAGUCCGUUACUAUAUCCAGAAACUUGCCAAGUUUUAAAUGAUACGUUUGCAGAGAUGAUUUGCGCGUUGGUUUUAAUCAUAGGUUUUCUCCUAGUUAUUAUCGGACAUAAAUAUGCUUAUAUAGAUCGUUUAAUAUCGAGUUGUAUGAUGGGUGGUAUUUUUGGAUAUACUUUAGCGAUAGGCAUCAGUGAUUACAGCACUACAAUUAACAUUUUAAUAGGUUCAAUAUCUGCCAUUCUUGCCGUAACCUUAUCGGCAUUCUUACGUUCGACUUGCGAUUUAUGUAUAUUUUUAUGCAAUUUACCAUUGGGAUUUCUAUGUACAUGCAUCACAUACCUCUACGCUCCAGUAUGGAUGUUUUAUAUUCUGGAACAUGAUUGGUUAUUCUGGCCUAUGUUCGUAAGCUUAAUGCUUACAGUGGCUAUACCUUUGACAAAGAUGCCUUAUAUUGCGGAAAUAAUCACGCGCGUCGUUUUUGGAUCUUAUUUCGUGAUCAUCGCCAUUGAUUAUUACAUCGGAAGUAAUUUGAAAUAUAUUAUUCUUACUUUGAUCAGGAGAGUCACCAUAUCUGAGUUUCAUUUAGCAUUUGUAUAUCCGCCGUAUCAACAUGCAGAUGUAAUCUUGAUAAUUACCUGGUUUGUGCUGAUAAUAGUACAAUUUCUUAUACAAGGAUGCACCAAAUUAUGUCGAAAAAUGUCUGUGGUAGAAUCUGCAGGGAACAAUACAGAAACAACAGUUUUGAUCCCAAAACAAAGGAAAAGAUUUUAUCAUCGAUAUUAUCGAAAGUCAAAUAAUCGAUAUAAUGUAUUAUAACAACAUAUAUAUCAAUAUUAUUUAUAUAAAUUAUAAGAUUUAAGUUUCUGAAAUUUUGUUCAGAUUUAUUACUUUCACAUUAGAUGCCAAAAACAAUUAUUUGCAAUAAUUUUGUUCAUUCUCGUUAACAGUUGAUUUUAAAUCAUAUUUCAGUUAAUAAUAUACAAAGAUAAACAGAUAUAAAUCUUGUAUAAUACAAACCUGUUUUGCAUUCAUAUCAUUUUGUGCUAAAUAUAAAAAAAAAAUGUAAUAUUUGUAUUAAUUAAAAAGUAAGAUUAUAUGUAACAAUGAUGUGCAACAUUUACAUUUCAUAUGUAAAUUGAAUUUUUUUAUUUAUUUUAAUUUAUUUUUCUUUAGAAACUGUGAUAUUUAUGUUCAUUUUAAUAAGCAAAAUGUAUGUUUUUUUACGUAAUAGAUUUGAAGCAUAUAAUGAACAAUUAUGAAUUGCAAAAGAUGAAGUUGUACAUCAUUGUAAGUACUUUAUAAUAACAUAAUAUAAUAUAUUAUUAAAAAAAUAUAUAUACAUAUAUAUAUACGUGUUUUUAAAUAUAUUUU